Triticum urartu is the source of this 1789-nucleotide messenger RNA. RefSeq lists its product as uncharacterized. Gene Ontology annotation, molecular function: protein binding. The record is from RefSeq and is a predicted model, not a curated record. Lineage: Eukaryota; Viridiplantae; Streptophyta; Magnoliopsida; Poales; Poaceae.
GCCAAAGCUGCGAAGAGUCUUGCCCUGGAAGCUUCCACGCCUAGCACCAAAUCAACUAGUGAAUCGCUUCUAGGGUUUACGAGGGUUUACUCAGGGCGAGGUUGCGCCGCCGCAUUGUCCUAGUUGGCGGGGGCGGCGGCCGUCACCGUACGGACGGGCUAGUUCCGCGAAGCAUGGAGCAGCUUGGGAUGUCCCGUAUGAGUGUGGGGAAGACGGAAGCACUGAAGCGGUCAAUGGAGUUAUCCACCUUCAUGGACACCAACCGGCCCAUACAGAUAAUGGAUGGCUUAACGGAGUAUAGCGAUUCAAUGGGCUCUGUGAAGAUGGAUGGCUUUGGACCAUUUCUAGAGGCAGCAGUCAGGGAGAAGUCAGAUAUAUCAAAUUGCUUCAUGGAGCAGAUCAUGUCUGGCAUGUCACCUUUAACAGUGGCUGUGAAUUAUUUGCUUAACAAAGGCACCAAUCCGAAUAAUCAAGACAAUCUUGGUUUUACUCCUAUCCAUUAUGCUGUGAAGGAAGAGAAUGAUGGAUUGGUGCGAUUGUUACUAUCCAAAGGAGCUAGUGCUGAUAUAUCUUCUCGUGAAGGGACGCCACUACACAUGGCUGUGUCCCUUGGGAAUCUGGACAUUCUUAAGACUUUAUUGCAGCACAAUGCUGAUCCGAACAGGGUUUGUUCAGAUUUAGGAACACCGAUGACUGCUGCGGCUCUCUUUGCUGACAGUAAAUGUGCAGCUCCUGGAAAAAUUUCUGAGUCCGUUGCUUUAGAGUGCAUGAAGUUACUUUUCAAGGCUGGUGCUGAUCUCAACUUUUCAACUCCUGAUACUCCAUUAGUUAUAGCAGCCAGCAAAGGCUUGUCUAAAUGCGUCAAGUACUUGUUGGAGGUCGGUGCAGAUGCCAAUAUUUCAAUAAACAUUGGAAUUAUGACACCGAUAGAGAUAGCUGCAGAUUCUGGAAGAAGAGAUCUGAUGGAGAUUCUAUUUCCAUACACUUCACCUAUUCCGUCUGUGUCAAACUGGAGCGUUGAUGGAAUCAUUAUAAACGCACAAUUAAGACACUUGAAGGGGAAGCGUAAGCAAAUUGAUAAAGAUAGCAAGGUUAAGGGGAAAGAGGGUGCUGGCGCAUUAAAAAAGUCCCGUUUCAAGGAAAUCACACUGGAUCCUGCAGAUGCAAUGAUGUAUUCACAAAGGAGCCUUCGCACUGUAAUGAGUAGUGAAGCACAGGUUUCUACUGAUUGUGUAAGGCUGCGACCUAAUUGGCGAAAUGAUGAUCAAUCGAUCAAUCCGAGCAAUUCACAAGCUGCAGGCCAAGAGUCUGUGAGCGGCUGUCGGAUUUCUGAUGAAAAAAUUGACAGUGGUUCACCCUUGGUUGCAGUGAGCAGGCUAUUGUAGCCCAACAAUUAGUGAACCAAAUUGUUCAGAUCUUUAUCAAAGUUCUGGAUUAUCCAUCAGUAUCAGUUCAAAUGGAGUGUAAUACCUCAAUUCGAGAAAUGGUUUACAUUGAACUGGCGAAGCGUCAGAUUUGUCUUUCUGAUCUCUAUGUGAAAUGUGAUGGGCGGAUGAUCAGCCCAGAAAGCACGCUUAUCUUAAGUGUUACUGAUUCUACUUAUACCAUCCUUCCAAGGUUAAGGGGUGGUGCUCCAAGUGACAUAAGCUUUAGGAAUCUAUCAGUAGAGAAUAGGCCACUCUAUAAACUUAUAAUAUCAACUGGUGACAAUUUAUUUGAGGUUGUUAAAUUCAGAGGUAAUUGGCCAAUUUGGCUUAAUGCAGAGUACUGUGUAUUGCUGAGUGAAUUU